AUGGCGGACUCGACACAACCGCCCGAGAGUUGUCAAACGUCUCCAAAACUCAGUAAAAAUGCCAUGAAAAAGGCUUUACGUGCUGAAAAAACUGGUGGAAUCAAGCCAAAGAAAGAGAAAGAUCCAAAUCGUUGGGCACCUAAAAGUGACUCAAAGAAGAAGAUAAAGAAGCAACAAGAGAAUGAGCGACAAUCCCCUGUAGCUGUAGAAGCUUCAUGGCAGGAUUGGUGGGAAGCUUCAGGCUUUUUUUCAUGUUCAGAUGAAAAAAUUCAAACUGCUAAACCUACGGAACGUUUUGUCAUGGUGAUUCCACCUCCAAAUGUCACGGGUUCACUGCAUUUAGGUCAUGCACUUACUGUAGCGAUUCAAGAUGCACUCACACGUUGGCAUCGUAUGUUAGGUCAUGCCACAUUAUGGGUACCUGGUACAGAUCAUGCUGGGAUUGCAACACAAUCGGUAGUUGAAAAACGUUUACUCAAAGAAGAAGGUAAAAGUCGUCAUGAUCUAGGACGAGAUCAAUUUCUUGAACGUGUGUGGGAAUGGAAAAAUCAGUAUGAAAGUCGUAUUCAUCACCAAUUUCGUAGUGUCGGUUGUUCUGUGGAUUGGGACCGCAAGUACUUUUCCAUGGAUGAAAAUUGUACUCGUGCAGUACGUCAUGCUUUUUGUCAGCUAUGGGAGGAAGGACUUGUGUAUCGUGCUACGAGAAUGAUUAAUUGGAGCUGCAAGCUCAAAACAGCGUUGUCUGAAAUUGAAGUGGACUAUAUUGACAUUGAUAAACGCACAAAACUGACGGUGCCUGGACAUAACCCAGACUACAAGUAUGAGUUUGGCGUACUUACGUCCUUUGGCUACCCAGUGGAGGGGGCGGUUGAUGAGCAAAUUAUUGUUGCCACAACGCGACUUGAGACGAUGCUCGGUGACUCGGGCGUGGCGGUGCAUCCUGACGACCCACGCUACAAGCAUCUACAUGGAAAAUACGUGAUUCACCCGUUCAACGGCCGACGCAUUCCCAUUGUGCUGGACCCUAUCUUGGUUGACAUGGCAUUUGGUACAGGUGCCGUUAAAAUCACACCUGCCCAUGACCCCAACGAUUACGAAUGCGGCAAGCGUCACAACCUCGAGUUUAUCAACGUACUUACGGACGAUGGCGCGAUUAACGAACACGGCGGUGACUUUACAGGUAUCAUGCGCUAUGACGCGCGUAUUGCUGUGGAAAAGGCCCUUGAAGCGAAGGGACUUUACCACGGCAAGGUGGACAACAAGAUGCGUCUGGGCAUUUGCUCGCGUUCAGGAGACGUGAUUGAGCCGCUCGUCAAGCCGCAGUGGUUUAUCAAUUGCAACCAGAUGGCUAAGGAUGCCAUGGCUGUUGUUACAAACAAGGAGCUGACAAUUCUGCCUGAAACGCAUAAAAAGACGUGGUUUCGCUGGCUUGAGAACAUCCGUGACUGGUGCAUCUCGCGACAGCUGUGGUGGGGCCACCGCAUCCCGGCCUACUUCGCUCGCAUCAAGGGUGAAUCCUUUGUUGACAAGAAUUUUGAUGAUGCUAACAAACGCUGGUUUGCUGGAAUCUCCGAGGAGGAUGCGCGAAAGAAGGCGGCGGCCAAGCUCGGUGUUGCUGAGGACGAGAUCGAGCUGGAGCAGGACGAGGAUGUCCUUGAUACAUGGGUCAGUGCUGGUUUGUUUCCAUUCGCGGUGUUUGGCUGGCCUAACAACACGGAUGACUUUGACAAUUUCUAUCCGACGGACCUGCUGGAAACAGGUUAUGAUAUCCUGUUUUUCUGGGUGGCACGUAUGGUGUUUAUGGGCCAGAAGCUCACGGGAAAGCUGCCGUUCAAGACAAUCUAUCUGCACUCGAUGGUGCGCGACAAGUACGGUCGCAAGAUGUCAAAGAGUCUGGGCAAUGUCGUAGAUCCGUUAGAAAUCAUCGCCGGUUGCACCCUAGACGACUUGUUCAAGAAACUGGAGAAUGGCAAUCUGCCAGCGAAAGAGGUGGAGAAAGCCAAGAAGGGCCAAAAACUGGACUUUCCGCAAGGUAUACCGGAGUGCGGUGCCGACGCGCUUCGUUUUGGUCUGUUGGCAUACACGCAACAGGGCCGCGACAUUAAUCUAGACAUCGGCCGUCUGGUUGGCUACCGUAACUUCUGUAACAAGCUGUGGAACGCCGUUCGUUUUGCCAUGUCCAACCUUGAGGGCGGAUUUUCGGCUGAAGAGAACGUUGCUGACACGGUGCUGUCCAAUGCUGUUGUGGGGUCUCGCGACCGCUACAUUUUGAGCCGCUUGAACCACGCCAUUAAAUUGUGCAAUGAUUCGUUUGCUGCGUACGAGUUUGGCGAACUUACAAACGCCUUGUACAACUUCUGGCUGUACGACCUUUGCGACGUGUACCUUGAGCUGACGAAGCCAGUUUUCGUUGGCGACAAUGCCGAGGCUAAGCUGACGGCGCAGCAGACACUGUACGUGUGUCUGGAGUUCGGUCUGCGUCUGCUGCACCCGAGCAUGCCGUUCGUUACGGAGGAGUUAUGGCAGCGUCUACCAGGCAAGCGCUUGACCGCAAGCAUUACGAUCGCGCCAUACCCGCUUCCAAUGGAGGGUUGGACGGACCAGAAGGUUGAGGCAAAUAUGGAGCUCGUCAAAGAGGUUAUCCACGCUGCCCGCUCCGUUCGUGCUGAAUACGACCUGGCAACAAGCGUACGUCCGCAGUUCUUCAUCAAAUGCAUUAACAACGACGUGAAGGCGGUGAUGGAGGCGCAGCUGGACGACUUUGCUACGCUGGCUAAGGCAGGUGACUCCAAAUGCAACGUGGACGAGGAAGCGCCGGAGGGUUGCGCUAUGCACAGUGUCAACGCCAAGGUUCAAAUAUUCGUACUGCUGACUGGUUUGGUGAACUUCGCUAACGAGAUCAGCAAACUGGAGAAGAAGUUGACAAAGAUUGUGCCGUCGCUUGCUGGUCUGGCAAAGAAAAUGAGCCGUGAGGACUACGAAACGAAGGUGCCGGAGAGCGUGCGUGAGGCUGAUGCUGCGAAAAAGGUAGCUCUGGAGACGGAGGAAGCUGGCAUACAUCGCGCUAUUGCCGAGUUCAAGCGUCUUCUGUAG
Peronospora belbahrii is the source of this 3093-nucleotide messenger RNA. NCBI's taxonomy places the organism in Eukaryota, Oomycota, Peronosporomycetes, Peronosporales, Peronosporaceae. The record is from the annotation of a GenBank genome assembly.